AUGAUGGAGAAAAACUCAAAGGAUGCAGAUAGCGGCUUGGCUCUCUUUAGAAAUAUGUAUGACAAGUACCGAGAUGCAUUUCUGAACCACCUGAACGAGUAUGCCCUGGAAGAGGAAAUCAAGCAACACAUCACCAAGUACUACAAAGUCAUGUUUGAUUACAACUGCUUGGGGGGAAAAUACAACAGGGGAAUAUUAGUAAUUCUCAUUUACGAGUAUGUGAAGAAUAGGGACAUCAACAGCAGCGAGUGGGAGAAGGCAGCCUGUUUGGCGUGGUGCAUAGAAAUCCUGCAGGCCUCCUUCCUAGUGGCGGACGAUAUCAUGGACAAAGGAGAGACGAGAAGAAAAAAAUAUUGCUGGUAUCUCUUAAAAGACGUGGAGACGAAGAACGCUGUGAACGACGUGCUGCUCUUGUAUAACUCGAUUUACAAGCUGAUCGAAAUAUACCUGCGGAACGAGAGUUGCUACGUGGACAUCCUUUCAACCUUCAGAGACUCCACGCUCAAAACAAUCAUCGGGCAACACCUCGACACGAAUAUCUUUUCAUACAAGUACAAUGACAUGAAGCGAGAGAUUGACGUUAGCAGUAUAAACGCCCCAGAGGAGGAAGUCAUUAAUAUUAAUAUGUUGAAUUUCAAGGUGUAUAAAAAUAUAAUUAUUCACAAGACGGCCUAUUACUCCUUCUUUCUGCCCAUUGUUUGUGGCAUGUUACUAGCGGGAAUUGCAAUGGACAAUUUGAUUUACAAAAAAAUUGAAGACAUCUCCAUGUUAAUGGGCGAGUACUUCCAGAUCCAUGACGACUACUUGGACGCGUUCGGUGACAGCAAGAAGACAGGCAAGGUGGGCUCGGACAUUCAGAACAACAAAUUAACGUGGCCCUUGAUAAAGACCUUUGAAGUAUGUUCCGAAUCGGACAAAAUAAAGAUUGUAACAAAUUACGGAAAGAAUAACUCAGCUUGUGUAAAAAUCGUCGAGGGCAUUUAUGAGCAGUACAAGAUUAAGAAGCACUACGAGGAUUACGAAAAGGCUCAGAAGGAGAAAAUAUUGAGGUAG
This is a messenger RNA of Plasmodium fragile, 1053 nucleotides long. RefSeq lists its product as uncharacterized. Gene Ontology annotation, molecular function: (2E,6E)-farnesyl diphosphate synthase activity; dimethylallyltranstransferase activity. Bases 1 to 1053 code for a protein of 350 amino acids. Gene Ontology annotation, cellular component: cytoplasm. The record is from RefSeq and is a predicted model, not a curated record. NCBI's taxonomy places the organism in Eukaryota, Apicomplexa, Aconoidasida, Haemosporida, Plasmodiidae. Gene Ontology annotation, biological process: trans, trans-farnesyl diphosphate biosynthetic process. The transcript has 9 exons.